Molecule: messenger RNA, 5503 nt
Organism: Hydractinia symbiolongicarpus
Lineage: Eukaryota; Metazoa; Cnidaria; Hydrozoa; Anthoathecata; Hydractiniidae
Exons: 5
Coding region: 4090-5196 (368 amino acids)
Source: RefSeq, a predicted model, not a curated record
UUUGUUGACAUUUUCACAAUUCUUUAAAACACGGCUGUUCCUUUCAAUUAUGGACUUAGUUUGUUUACAUAUGUCGUGAUAACCUACUCAAUGAUAUUUUUAGACAGCUCUUCAAAAACAACGUUCCCUUUCAAAACGCUUAGAAGGAAAAAAUGUUUCCAGAUUUUUACUUUGCAAAAAGACCCCGCAAAUUGAAGCUGCAGAAAUUCAUUGGUCUGCUGACUUUGUUUUGUUUGCUAAGUUUAUCUGUUCUUCCCCGUAGAGAAAAUUGUGAAAUAACCUCAAAUAGCUACUUCAGCAGAAGAGUUUGUAGUUUUCAACAGGGACGAAAACAUAGUUAAAAGGAAGUAAGGUGAGGUUGACUUACCGUCUCGGUUUUUCUCUAUUUGCACUCCUCCUUUUUUUCCAAUUAUCCUAUUUUUAUUCCUACAAGUAUAGCAAAAAGGUCGAGAGGCGAUAACAUUGAAACUGGGAUUUCGGUGACCUCGAAAAGGGAAUUAAAAAGUUUUAGAAGUUCCAAUGUUGUAGUUUUCCAAAUUUUGGAGUGCAAGAUAUUCAAUUCCAACGCAUUUAUGCUUACAUAAUGCAAAUAAAAUGCGUCUUUUAAGAUUAGAAAUAAAAGAUGCAUUUUAGAUGUGUAUAACACACUUUUUAGAUAAUACAGACAUCUUUUAGACGUUUAGACUAAAAGAUACUGCAAAAAGAUGCAUUAAACGAACAAAUCAGCCGUUAAAAAGACGUCUUUUAGAUGUCUUUUUGCCGGCUGGGCAAAAAGCAGUUAAAGCGCAAAAAGAAUUUAUUUUAGAAAUUAGUAUAACUGUACCCUUCAUCGCAUAGAUCUUGAAACGCUGAGCAAGAAAAUGUAUAGGAUCAUGUACUUUUGACAAAAGGUUGCAGAGAUAACCGGUUUGAAGGUUUUAUGAUGACGUCAUCAACCCAUCCACUCCAAAACGGAUUUGGGGACCAAGGUUUAAAAAAGUUACCCAAAUUAGUCCUAGGUGGUCCCUAGUUACCCACGCGGUGAAAAAUCAUUGACGUCACCACCUCGUUUCCAAGUUAUUUGGCCUCAAAGUUUUAGGUGCAUUGUAAGGCUUCAUUACUUUAAUGUUGCCCUAUCGAAAAAAUGUUUUUUUGCUAAGUUUAUAAAUUUAUUAUAGCUUUCCACUUGCCGAAGUUGGAAUGGAAGGUGGUUAAGGAGAAGGGCAGAAGUGUGAGCUAAAGUAACUUUGGGCCUCAAUAUUGUUUGUUUCAAUUAAAUUUGUUUUUAUAGUGUUGGUUCGUAACGAUUGUUUGGUUACAGGCAAAAAAGAAAGUUUUAGGUAACUUGACCGACUUUCUUUGUUGAACAGAACUUUGUGUGCAAGUUUUACAAAAGAAAGAGAUAUUCUUUCUUCCACUGGAAGCCAUUAUAAUGUUAGCACGUCAUGGUCACUGCAACGACGACAGCAAACGAAACUUGCCGAGGAUCUUUGUAGCUUUGUAGUUUCGAAAGAUAUUUUGGUAAAUUAUUUUAGUAAAUAUAACAGGAUGUAAGAACCGAACUAAAUAUUGUAAUGAGAGAUGAAGACAAUAACAGUACUAUCAAAAGUAACUUAAGUUGAAAGGCACAUCCAACUAAAUCUGAUCGUGAUAACACAAUGAUAGAAUAGGUAAGUACAAUAAUAUGCUAAAAUGAACCAUCCAACUAUUGAAUCUUAAUAAAAAUAACCUUCAUAAAGACAUAGAAAAAAAACGAAGCUGUCCCAGGAUCUAUAUUAUAAUACCCGUAUGCGUCUGUCUGUCUGUCUGUCACGCAGAAUGGUACCCGAGACGCACGCAAUGCAGUAUAAAAAGGACGGGCGAACCCGUGGAUUUUUCCACGAGCCACCGACUAGUGUUCUUAUAAUUUUGGAAAAUUUACUUCACUAUAAACCAUAUAUAAACCAUUAGCAGUGGUUAUCAGGAGUAUUGCUUAAUAGUGUAAAAAACUCCAUGUAAAGAUCUUGUCAUAAACUCUAUCAUAAUGUCAGAGUUAAUAUGUUGUAAUUAAGGUAGUUGCGCUCUACAACAACUGUCCACUCGAAUAAAGUAUUUUAAAGGAGGGAGUAGUGCAUUUAAAGCUCCCAUUUGAGCUACGAAGCUCAAGCAAGCACAGCAACCGCUCAACUAGACAUUCGCCUAAGAUAUCAAUCCAUUCUCAUUAUGAGCGCUAAGCAGAAAGGAUAGAUUCACACUUUUAUAGUCUCUCGCAUGACUCGGCUCGGUUCAAAAGACCUUUCACACUGGAAGCGAACGCUCUACCAAUAAGGCUAUCAGGCGAUUAUUGCAGAAAGGUAAACUAGUUUUAUAUGUCUCAUUUUAAAGAAUUAUAAAAAAUUAUAAGGGACACAAUAAGGUGUUCUUGUCAUCAAAGCUGCAGUAAAACAAAGUAAAUGCGAAUAACUCGUUUAUUAUACAAGAAGUCGAGAUCUAUUAUAGUAACUCGCCAUAGAAUGACUGUGGUAAAAAUGUAAAAUAUAAAAACAAGUUUAUAAAAUAGCAUAAGCUUCUCGGUUAAAACCAUCCAUAGUGCAUACAUAGAUGUAAUAAAUUUAAAGUCGUUUUUUUACAUUAGUACGAGUUUUUUUAAAAAGUAAUUUACAUAUAUACAUAAAAUAUAACUAUCCUAAAGAAGGCAAUUAUCGUUAACUACAUACAUAGAAAUCACAUUUGCUAUCACACGUUUAUCAGCUAGUAAACAUUUUGUGAUAACGUAGACGUAUACAUUUCUGUCAUUCUUGUCAUGUCACUCUAUUUCUAAAUAGCAGAAGUUUUUUAGAUUCAAGUUGUUUAUUUAAUUUUGGACGUUUCAAUGUUAUAAAUGAAGCUUCCAAGUUUUUUCUCAACCUCGUUCUCAGAGGUGCUUUCAUCAAAAUUUUUCAACUAAAUUGAUGAUCAGGAUUACGGUGAGUAUGGUUGGCUGGUUCGGAAUUCUUGGUUGGAUUAUUAUGCUCAUUCCAGCGAAUAACAGUAUUUCGUCUUGUUUUGCCAAUGUAAGAUGUGUUCCUUCAUAAAUAACGCAAGAAGGGUAUGGAUUUCGAUCUUUUAGUAAAAAAAAGUCGAGAUCUGUUUUAAUAGAAGGAAGAUCAUUCUGAACUUUUCAAUGGCUAAUGUUUCCACCAGCAGUUCUUUUAACGAACAUGCGUACUUGCAUCCAAUUCAGCUUUAAUGGAUCUAGUUAAAUAUUCUUGAAAGCGUAAGAUGACAUCGAGUAACACAGCAUCCGUUCAUUGUCUCGCUAAAAGAAUAAACUGCGACCUAUGAAGCUGUCUAAUUGUUCCUGUUGGAGUCAAGAGAGGUCAUGACGUAGAUGACACAAGAUGAAACAAUUAUUCGUAGCUAUAUUAGAAAAUCGUUUGAAGAAGAAGACAAAAAUCAAAUUGGACGUUAAGAAUCUUAAAUUGAUAGCAUUUCAAUACUUUGGACUACGAAAAUUGGAGUCACAGCAAGGCCGAAUUACCGACACAGUCAUCAGCCAGGAUCAGCUAAACUUUUAAAUAUCAAAAUGAAGGUCAAAAUUAAACAAGAAUUAAAUUUUCUAUCCAGCAGUACAACUUCGUCAACUUUUCGAUAGCAGGUGGCCAGAAAUUAGGUCUAAUAACAACAUAUUGUCGGCGAAAUGUUGUUUCGGGUUCUAAGGGGCUGAGGCCUAAGGCGAAUGGGGAUUUUAAUUUAUGUAAAUUGAAAAAAACUUUAGAAAGCAAUUCUUUUUCAACACCUUUCAAACUUUUACCAAAAUGCAAUAUAAUUUUUUGAAAUUUAUAAUUUCUCCUAACCUUGCUGAAGAUGAUAUUGCAAAUUAUUGAUUUCUUUUAUAACUUUCGAUUUGUCAAAUGUUUGUAUUUAGACACCAGUUUUGUAGAACGAAAACGUUUGGUAACUACUCCCAAUUAUUAUAUCCCUCAUUAAUAGCACAAAUAUUUUAUCCCAACUUCGAUUUGCUGCUUUUGUUAAAAGUCUUAACAAUGCGUGCGGUAAGUUUGGUAAAUCUCGCACCACAUGUUGCUAUUGUAGGGCUAAGAAUAAGGUAUUUUUAGGGUAUUUAUUUCUAUUCUUUUCUUCUAGCCAACAAUGAUGAAUAACUUGAAAUAUGGAAUUGUCAUCGCAUUAUGGCACAUUAUGUUGAAAGUUCAGGGUGGAACAUUAAAGGUCUUUACUCCACAAUACGACAUUAAAAAGCAAGUUAAAAUCGCAUGGGAAAUUAGUCACCCACCUAAAGGCAGGCUAAAAAGCUUUGGUGUAUAUAUCAGACCCACAAUGCACAAAAUAGUUUUCUACGAAUCCAACCAGCUUGGUCCGUAUCUAACGAAAAAUGCUGUGGCUUUUAUUGGCAGGGAGAGUAAAUUUACAAAAUCAGGAAAGCAGUUCUCUCUUUCAACACUUGUACAAGAGAAGGCGUUGAUGUUCUAUGCACAAGCAAUUUUUGUUGAUGAUGUAAACAAUGAGAAAGCUGCUAAUGUGGUGAUAUAUAAUUUAGAAGAGUAUGACGAAUACAUGAAAAAACAGAUGAAAACAACGACUCGGGCACCAUUUUUUAGUGAAGUUGAGAAAAAAGAAGAUAGAGCGAAGGACAAAGCAACCACGAGUAACAAGAGUAUCAUAACUGCUGCAUCGAUCAGUGUCAUCUUAUUUACAGUAGCGCUAGUCAUUGUUUUGAUUAUGGUGAAGAAAAAACAGAAAAGAAUUAGAAAGUCUACACACGUUCUACAUGAAACGAUUAAAAAGAACAAAGAAGAUUUUGAAUACACAGAUAUCGACCCUAAACACGUCAAAGAAUCCUUAUACACGAGUUUAAAAAGAAAAGAACCUUGGGUGACCUGGCCUCGACUUCAACUUGUAGAGAUUGAAAACGAGGAUAUUUACGAAGAGCUGAAGUUUUCUGAUAAGAAAAAAAAGCCAGAUCAAGAUGGGGACAGUGAUUACGUCAUAGUGGAAGAUGAGAGCUUUUGUAACCCCGUUAUAAGCGCAGUGCCAAAAAUUAGCAGUGAAGGGGAGAUCGGGAAUAAUAUGGUGGAGGAAAAUGUUACAAGAAAGAGUAAUUGCGAAAAUAAAGGAGAAUUGUCUGAAUCUAUGAAUGAUGAAGUUGGCGGGAAAAAUAAAGAGGAUACGAAUACCGGCGAGGAUUACUUAGAAGAUAUAUACGAAAGCAAACACACUUAUUUGGACUUAUUAGAGUAAAUGAGAAGAUGGUGAAAUUGAGAGCUGGAACUCUUAAUCGUACCAGAAUCAUGUAGAAAACUGUGCAAGAAUAUUUGUGACUUUUCAAUCUUCACUUAAAAUAGGAGAACAAGUUAACAAUUCGUUAGAACACAUUUCAGUUGAAUUUGAGUGACUCAAUAAAUAUCAGUUUGUCCAUAAGUCAUAAUAACUACCUCUAUGAAAAUGUUGUUAUGUGCUACGUUAUAAUGAAAACAAACAGUCUUCUCUUGUGAUGAUUUAUAUAUUAUGUGUAAUUAUGUAAAAAAAUUAAUUGAUGCUUCGUUCA